Messenger RNA from Drosophila melanogaster (fruit fly), 1631 nucleotides. RefSeq lists its product as uncharacterized. The record is from RefSeq and is marked reviewed. The transcript has a single exon. NCBI's taxonomy places the organism in Eukaryota, Metazoa, Arthropoda, Insecta, Diptera, Drosophilidae. Bases 67 to 1521 code for a protein of 484 amino acids.
CUUGCUUCUUAUAACAUUUAGCUUCUAUUUUAGGUGCCUUAUUACCAGUUCCAGAUCAGUAUUACUAUGGAGCCUAAACAUGGUGUUUCAACCACUAGCUUUUCUUCCACGAAAACACUUGUUCGUGAAGGGGAAUCAAUACCGCAAGACAAUAAUAAGUCGAUAAGCUCAACGAUCGAAGAGGAUCUGUUGCAGCAAAAUAAAUCCGAGAAGGAAAAGACCAAGGGCACAUCUACCGACAAAAGUACCACUACCGAUGGCGACCUACCCACGGUUAAGAUGGACAAAAUACUACAGCAACAGCGGGCCGAACUCUUGUGGAAGACGUUCACGGAUGAGGAGUACAGCGACUGGAAAACGUUCAAGGACAGUAACUACAAGGUCCCGCUGCUUUCUGUUUUCUCCUACGUCAAGAGUAAACCCUUCAUAGCUGAAAUACCCAAUUUGCCGCCCAAGAUAUCGGGGCCGCAAUUGAUGACCAAUAUUCUUAAGAGCAACUAUGGCGCCCUCGCCCUCGUUCAGAUCGGAGAGAACAAAUUCAAAUGCAUUCCCUGCCUGCUCAGGUGCUUCUCGGUGUGGUUUGGUAUACGCGACUGGCGGAUAACCCGGUUCAAGUUCAAGGAGAGAGAGGUGCCUUCCGGCGGCUUCAAGGUCGUCUACGAAUGGAUGCGCACCAACAAACUGCCUGAAUUCGACGAACUGGUGCCCGCUCUCCAAGUCGCGUGCCACUUGAAGGUAACCCUGCUGGAGAAGGAAAUCUGGCAGAUCCUGUCCGAUGAGUCUGUGCGGGAGAAGGUUGCCUUCCUGGUCUACCUGGGCGCAAGGCGGAUGCCGGCGCUCGGCGCGCUCUGCGAAGCUAUGCUGUUCCGGUUGAGGAAAUACUUCCUGGCGCUGGUGGGUAGCCCACACUUCGUGCGUCUGAAAGUGGACGUUCUGGAAAUGUUACUGCGCCAGGACUCGAUCGGUGUUAAUUCGGAGAUGGAGGUGUUCUUUGCCGUGAUACGUUGGCUGGGGCACUCUCGCGGCCGUAAGCGCCGGGAGCACUUUCAGCGUCUGAUGAAGUGCGUCCGCUUUCACCAUAUGCCAAUGACUUUUUUGUUUAGCCUGCGCGAGUCUUUCAACCAUCCGGAGAAGUUUGACCUCUUUAGCAAGGAACCCGGGAUGUUGGCAUUCAAUACGGACCCGGAGAUGAUGGAAUUGCUGGAGCACGCUAUAUACUUUAUCAGUGUGCGCACCCAGUGCGAUGAUAUCAACGAGUUUUUGUCCACCUGCGAAAGCCACCACAUAGAAGUGGUCUUACCACGUUGGUGGGUCUAUCACGUCAAUUGCCCGUUCCACCUACGCACCAUUGACUUCCCAUACCAGCACCGCUUCACAGCCACGGAUUUUGGCGACUACAUUGACAGCAUCCAGAAGGUAUGGUCUGGCAAGGGGCCGCCGGACGACGGAAAGGACCUGGUUAUCGACCUGGCUCUAGAUCCUCUGCGAGGCGGGCAGGUGGAUGGAAAGGCCAAAGAGUGAUAUAAUCUAUAUUUCAUAUUUUCUUACUGCUUCUUAAAAUUGUUUUCGAAGUGGGUCACCUCUUUUUCGAACUCUCGUUUAAAUUAAAGUUGUUUAACCAAUCGGCUUAG